AUGCAGAAAAUUACACAGGAAUCCAAAAUUUCUGCUAUCAUACCGACUCUGUUAAAGAAUUGGAUACUGCACAUUGUAUACGCUACAUUGGACCACAUACCUCCGUUUGUGUGGGAAAUUCUACAUGUUUUCACUGAUAUUUAUUUCUUUUGGAUUCAGAAGUUGGUUAAUUAUGUGAGGCCACACUCCAGAGUUAUUUAUUAUAAUGCUAUUAAGAAAUUAGAUGAGUGUGAUACGUAUCAAAUGUGGUGUCAGCAAGCCUCUGUAGUAGAUGAAAUCACAGGUGCAAAUUUAUGGCGGCGAAAUUUCUUUUCGAAACGAUACGACUUCAAUUCUGUUAUUGAACAGUACACGAUACUGGAAAAUAUGUUGAGAGAGGAGAAAUAUGAUGUAGUCAAGGAAAAGUUUUCGACUACAGGGCCUUGUAUGCUGAGAAAUUUUGCAGGUAUUGGGGAUAAAAAGCUGUUUACGAAAUCCUUGAUGGGUACGAAAUUGCUUAUUGAACAAUACUUGACUCGGAUAUUGGAGGGCUUGGAUAUACUAAACAAUCAGACUUUAACUCCAACUUCCUUUUUUCAAAGGUGUAAGUUGUCGCUGGGUACCACAGCGUUGAUCUUGCAAGGUGGUUCAUUAUUUGGUUUGUUUCACCUGGGGGUAAUUAAGGGUCUAUUGCUACAGGACCUGAUGCCUAAUAUCAUAAGCGGUAGCUCUAUGGGAGCGUGUGUUGCCAGUCUAUUCGGUUGUUUGUCCAAUGAGCAAUUAAAGCAGCUACUGACGGAUGACAACCUCUUGAAUAUCAUCAAGAAUGAUGUGGAUUUAUUAAAGAGCUGCGGUUAUGGUAAUUUGGAGCAACAUUUGAAUCUAGGGACAUUAAUUCAGAAUUUAAUACAUCACGGUUACUCUCAAGAUGUUUAUCUUUUCAUUCGGUUUGUUAUGAAGUAUAUUGUUAAGGAGAAGACUUUUGAAGAGGUUUAUCAAAUUACUGGAAAAAUUUUCAAUAUUGUUAUUCAUCCAACGGAUAAAUCAUGUCCUAAUUUAUUGAACUAUGUAACAACGCCAAAUGUAUUAAUCAGGUCUGCCAUUGAAUGUUCGCUCGGUUCUGGUGUGAUCUCAGAAGAUACAUCGCUGAUGUGUAAAAAUUUGGAGAAUAAAAUUGAACCGUUUCUCAACAUUAAUAAGGAUAAGCACGUUAAAUUCUUGACCCCAGAAAAUGCCACAAAUCCGAGUAUAACAGAGAGCCCCUAUACCAGAUUAACGGAAUUGUUUAAUGUUAAUAAUUUUAUUGUUUCUUUGGCAAGACCAUAUUUGGCUCCAUUGGUGGUGAAUGAUUUGAAGCAUGAAAUCAAAACGUCGAAAUACUACUAUUAUAAGCAUUAUCCGAAUUUGCCCCCUAUAAACGCCAAUACAGUAGAUAUAACACACAGGUCCUCUUCGCAAUCACCCACUAAGACAGCGACUGUUGAAGAACUCGGAGCAACGCACUUAAUAAGCCCUGUACCCCCAAGUUCAGCAAUCAACGAUUCAUCAGAAUUUAUAAUCCCAGAAUUAGGCAUACCGCAGUUGAAUUUUACUGAAAUGGAACCGUUGGCGUUCAAAUUUAAGUAUCAUUUGGAGAGAAAACUGAAAAAUAUUGCCACUAUGGAAUUUCGACAUAGAAUGGAGGUCUUGGACAAUUUAGGCUUGUUGUGUUCGUUAGUAAAGAGACUAAUUAUAGAUGAGAAGACCCCCAGAUCGGCUACGGAGAUUGCUGUGGUACCUAAAAUGAAAAGUCUGUCAUUAACAAGAAUUAUUGAAGGUCAAUUGAAUAAUAUUCCUUAUUGGAUAAAAUCUGGCGAACGAAGUACCUGGCCUGCACUAGCUUUAAUUAAGACAAGAUGUGCAGUUGAAUUUAAAUUAGAUGAUAUAAUAAGGGCAAGAAGGAGUAGAUAA
Saccharomyces mikatae IFO 1815 is the source of this 1929-nucleotide messenger RNA. RefSeq names its product bifunctional triglyceride lipase/lysophosphatidylethanolamine acyltransferase (gene TGL3). Gene Ontology annotation, biological process: lipid metabolic process. The coding region runs from base 1 to 1929 and encodes 642 amino acids. Lineage: Eukaryota; Fungi; Ascomycota; Saccharomycetes; Saccharomycetales; Saccharomycetaceae. The record is from RefSeq and is a predicted model, not a curated record. Gene Ontology annotation, molecular function: triacylglycerol lipase activity. The transcript has a single exon.